CGGAUUUCUUAAUUUUAUCAUAAAAUAGUGUAGUUUUAUGCUCAAAUAAAGGGUAAUCAUGAAUAUUUCAUCCCGGCUUCACCGGUCAAUCUAUCAGUGUCUGGUUGUGUGCGAGAGAAAUAAGGGCUCCUAUCCGCGUUUCAUCGUGAAACCCAAGAAUUCGCGGUGGUUUGACAAAGCCCCCAAGCCGUUCUUCGAUGUGCACGACCCGAAGAAUCGCGUGGUGAACAGUCUGAUUCCGCCAAACUUCCGGCAUGUCUACCCGGAAUUCCUGCCGGAUCCGAACAUCGAGUACCGGAACACGCUGAUGGAGAAGCUGCAGCGGACGGACAUGCUGAAGCGCAGGCGACAGAUUGACAUCCCUGAGUUCUACGUGGGAUCCGUGAUGGCGGUGACGUCGUCGGAUCCGCACGCCGCCGGCAAGACGAGUCGCUUCGUGGGCAUUUGCAUUGAUCGCUACUUCACGGGUAUCCGAUCGGCCUUCAUCCUGCGCAACGUGAUCGAUCACCAGGGCAUCGAGGUGGACUUUCAGAUGUACGAUCCCACCAUCCAGAAGAUCGAGGUGCUGCGCCUGGAGAAGCGACUGGACGACAAACUCCUCUACCUGCGCGACUGUCUGCCGGAGUUCUCCACGUUCGACAUGGACAUGGAGCCUGAGCUGUUGCCAGACGGCGCCGAGGUGCCGGUGAAUCCGCUGAAGGCUAUCCUGAAGCCACGACCGUGGCUAGAGAGGUGGGAGAGGCAGGAGCUGAAGGGCAUCGCCAACAUCAUGGAGUAUCUCAACCCGAAGCGCAUCCGGAAGUGGCACGCAAGACUGGAGCCGUGGGAGAAGUACGACCUGAUGAAGCAGUACCGCAAGACGAUCCCCGAGGAGGAGCAGAACGCCGUGUACUCCGAGGUGUACACGGAAUUGCACCAGCUGGAGCUCAUGCGGAAGAAGAUGAAGCGCAAGAAGGUCUUCCAUCGGCCAAAGAAGGCCUAAAGCGUGGCCAUUUGUAGUGUCGAGAGCGGAAAUAAAGUCCUCAUUCUAUUUCA
Molecule: messenger RNA, 1035 nt
Organism: Phlebotomus argentipes
Lineage: Eukaryota; Metazoa; Arthropoda; Insecta; Diptera; Psychodidae
Gene: mRpL19
Product: large ribosomal subunit protein bL19m
Exons: 2
Coding region: 59-982 (307 amino acids)
Biological process (GO): translation
Cellular component (GO): mitochondrial large ribosomal subunit; ribosome
Molecular function (GO): structural constituent of ribosome
Source: RefSeq, a predicted model, not a curated record